Molecule: messenger RNA, 2208 nt
Organism: Microsporum canis CBS 113480
Lineage: Eukaryota; Fungi; Ascomycota; Eurotiomycetes; Onygenales; Arthrodermataceae
Exons: 3
Coding region: 1-2208 (735 amino acids)
Biological process (GO): magnesium ion homeostasis
Cellular component (GO): intracellular membrane-bounded organelle
Source: RefSeq, a predicted model, not a curated record
AUGACUCUGACUCGCCACGGUGCUGGAUUACCUGCUGGUCUUGCCUGGACCAAGCUCAUCCUCUUCUCACUGACUCGCUUCCCUCUUCUCUAUGCCGCGCCACUGGCAUCGUCUGUCAUCGAGAAGCUAGAUCACGCCCCCAAAUCUCCAGAUGAGCUCAGUCUAUGGCUUUAUCUCGGCAUUGCCGCGGCACUCGUCCUCAGCGGCGGUGCCUUUGCCGGGCUGACCAUCGCUCUUAUGGGCCAGGAUGAAAUUUAUCUCCAAGUGAUCAAAACAUCCGGCGAAGGAGCGGAGAGAAAACAAGCAGAAAAGGUCUUGGACCUAUUGAAAAAAGGAAAGCAUUGGGUCCUUGUCACACUCCUGCUGAGCAACGUUGUCGUCAAUGAGACCCUUCCCAUCGUUCUGGAUCGUUCUCUCGGCGGUGGUUGGCCCGCUGUCAUUGGGAAAGUCGUUCCCCAAUCGAUAUGUGUCCGCUAUGGAUUACCGAUUGGAGCAUGGAUGGCACCCGCCGUCCUUUGUCUGAUGUACAUCACCUCCCCUCUCUCAUACCCGAUUGCCAAACUCCUGGACAGGCUCCUCGGCGAAGAUCAUGGAACAUUUUAUAAAAAGGCCGGCUUGAAAACUCUCGUUACGCUACACAAGAAUCUCGGCACGGCUGGCGACCAGCUGAACUCUGAUGAGGUUACCAUCAUCAGCGCCGUUCUCGACCUCAAAGAAAAGCCCGUUGGCAGCAUCAUGAUCCCAAUGCAAGAUGUCUUCAUCAUGUCUGCAGACACCGUUCUCGACGAAAAGAUGAUGGACUUGAUCCUCUCUCAAGGCUACUCCCGCAUCCCAAUCCAUGCACCCGAUAACCCUCAAAACUUCGUUGGCAUGCUCCUUGUCAAGAUGCUGAUCACCUACGACCCUGAGGACUGUAAAAGAGUCCGGGAUUUCGCCCUUGCCACCCUCCCAGAAACACGGGCAGAAACAAGCUGUCUUGAUAUUGUCAACUUUUUCCAAGAAGGAAAAGCUCACAUGGUCUUGGUCUCAGAUUACCCCGGCGAAGAUCACGGCUCUCUAGGCGUUGUCACACUCGAAGAUGUAAUUGAAGAGCUCAUUGGCGAAGAAAUCAUUGACGAAUCCGAUGUCUUUAUUGAUGUCCACAAAGCAAUUCGUCGAAUGGCGCCAGCACCCAAGUUCAACUUUCCAAAGGGGCAUUUUGUCGAAGUACCACCCUCCGCUCACGACAUCGGAGUUGACACACUCCCUACUACGCGUAACUCAGAUGCAGAACAGCAUAACGAACAUCCUCCACCCAAAAACAUACUUCCUAUCGGAUCUCCUCCUCCACCCACAUUUUACCUGCGACAAACCCCAGUUGUCGACAAACCAGAUGGCAGUAGCCAACCCAUUAUUCAUCGAGGCGCCACGGCGGAGAUCAAGGAACAAUUGAAGCAUCUUGGCCCAUCAAACCUUGCAAGCCGUCCUCGUCAAACCCGAUACAACGCUGUUAAAAUAAAACGCGCCGGGAUCUCGCCAUCAAGGUCUUCCCAGGCCCUCAGCGGGCGUGACUCCUAUUCUGACUAUCCUCCUCCCUCAGACGCGCAACCUUCAGAAUCUGACAACCUACUGGUGAAAACCGCCAGCGAACGCGCAGUCAACCCAAAAACAUCAUCUUCUUCACCAUAUGGUACUACCACGGACCAAUCUCAACGUCCAUCUCAUCUAACACACUCUGUUACCGAACCAAAUAUUGGGCAAGGCACUGUUGCUAAUCAGCACACGCCACCGUCACAAACCACUAUCACUACCCACGAAUCUCCUGCUAAAAAGCAUGGUCCCUCUCCAUUAUCCAAAAAUGGAACUCGUUCAUCAAGCAUCAAUUCUGAUACACCAUCUGCUUCACCAGCAUAUUAUCCGCGAGGCCCCACAAGAAGUGGCAGCAUAACCGAACAAGUUGUCGAUAUCCACGGCAUUCGCAAGGUUGUCCUACAAACAAGUGACCGCAAUCUUUCCGAAUGCGACAGUACCCACAGCGCUUGUCUCUCGUCCUCCUCACAAGUGAGUGACAUGAAGGAUUUCGCCGAAAUAGAUCAUACCAACAGCGAGCAAUCGACCCAUCAAUCUAAUGGCUCUUCUGCGAAGAAGAAGCGAAGACGCAAACGAAAACCCACUGGGUCAAAACACAACAACCAAAAUGACGAAUCUCAUCCCCUAUUAGAUGAUUGA